AUUCAUUUUCAAAUUAAUUAACACGCAAAAUAGUAAAUUGGCACUUAUUAUUGCAUUUAGUUAACGUUUACCACUGCAUUCCAUGCUGAAUGUUUUUACGAGUCUAUUUGGUGGAUGGUGCAAACUUACAUAAAUUCAUAAAGAACCAAAAGAAAAUUUCACUAUUUUCAGGUGUUAUAAUGGCAACGGCGUUCUUGCCGUCGCCCGCGUGAAUCAGUGAGACUCUAGUGCAGUGAACCGACCGGGCCCGCCGCCUCAAGCGUCACCCGACCACGAUGAAAAUGGUGUUGUCACAACGGCAACGAGAGGAGCUGAACAAAGCGAUCGCCGAUUAUUUAGGUAGCAAUGGCUACACGGACGCGCUGGAAGCGUUCAAAAAGGAGGCCGAUAUGACCGGCGAAAUGGAUCGCAAGUUCGGCGGCCUCCUCGAGAAGAAGUGGACUUCGGUCAUCAGGUUGCAGAAAAAGGUGAUGGAGUUAGAAUCGAAGCUGUCCGAGGCUCAGAAGGAAUUCAUCGAGGGUGCUCCAACGCGCGCCAAACGCACUCCAGCCGAGUGGAUUCCACGGCCGCCGGAAAAAUUCUGCCUUACCGGACAUCGGGCCACCAUUACUAAGGUAAUAUUUCACCCAGUGUUCAGUUUGAUGGUCUCCUCAAGUGAGGACGCAACCAUCAAAGUGUGGGACUUUGAGAGCGGCGAGUACGAACGAACCCUAAAGGGACACACCGAUUCCGUACAGGAUAUCGCUUUCGACCAUCAUGGAAAACUUCUUGUAUCCUGCAGCGCUGACAUGUCAAUCAAGCUGUGGGACUUCAACCAAACAUUCGAAUGUGUAAAGACAAUGCACGGACACGACCACAAUGUGUCGUCAGUGGCUUUCUCACCGAGCGGCGACAUCGUCUACUCCGCCAGUCGAGAUAAGACCAUCAAGGCAUGGGAGGUGGCCACUGGCUACUGCAUCAAAACAUACAAGGGUCAUCGCGAGUGGGUGCGCAUGGUGCGUGUGUCACCCGACGGCACGCUCCUCGCGUCGUGCUCCAACGACCAGACCGUACGCAUCUGGAACGCCGACACCAAUGAAUGCAAGAUGGAGUUGCGCGAGCACGAGCACGUAGUGGAGUGCGUGUCGUGGGCGCCGGAGGCCUCCGCCGCGGCCAUCAACGAGGCGGCCGGCACGGACAACCGCCGCGCCAACCACAUAGGGCCCUUCCUGGCCAGCGGCUCUCGGGACAAGUCCGUUAAGAUCUGGGACGUGAGCACGGGGCAGUGCCUGGCCACGCGUGGGCACGACAACUGGGUGCGCGGCGCGGCCUGGCACCCGGGCGGCCGCUACCUGCUCACGGCCUCCGACGACAAGACGCUGCGCGUCUGGGACGUCGCGCACACGCGCUGCCUCAAGACGCUCUACGCGCACCACACACUUCGCCACCAGUCUCGGUUCGUAGCAUUUAUCUAACUUUUGGACUUAUUU
Messenger RNA from Trichoplusia ni (cabbage looper), 1469 nucleotides. Its product is annotated as lissencephaly-1 homolog. Gene Ontology annotation, molecular function: dynein complex binding; microtubule plus-end binding. Gene Ontology annotation, biological process: brain morphogenesis; establishment of mitotic spindle orientation; retrograde axonal transport. The record is from RefSeq and is a predicted model, not a curated record. Gene Ontology annotation, cellular component: neuronal cell body; cytoplasmic microtubule; nuclear envelope. Lineage: Eukaryota; Metazoa; Arthropoda; Insecta; Lepidoptera; Noctuidae.